AUGAGAUUAAUAGUAAACUAUGAUCCAAGCAGCCUUGGAAUUAUUAUUACCGCUAAGUUUUUUGGUGUUGCCCUAAUAACUUUAGGCGUUAUUGUCAGCAUUGAUCAUGCUGAUUUUUCAGAAAUUGUUGGUUCUGCUCUAUAUGCAAGCGGGUCAUAUGUUUUGGUUUUUUCCGGAAUUAUUACACUUAUGAUAUCAGUAUUUGGAUAUAUAGGUGUCGACAGAGAAAAUCGCUGUUUUUUGAUUACUUACCUCAUUAUUCUGAUACUCGUUUUGCUGUUGAUUUUUAUUUCUGGAAUAAUCAUACUUGCCUUCAAGGAUUCUCUUUCGGAUGCUGCUAAAAAUUUCAUGUCAACUUCAAUCGUUAGCCAUUACGGACGGUAUCAAAUAAUUACAAAUGUUUGGGAUCUGGUUCAAAAAAAAUUGAGGUGUUGCGCUGUUGAGAAUAGGGGCUGGGGCAUUUAUAAUAGUUCUUGGUGGAACCACUUUUAUAAUGCUGACAUAUAUGAUGGAAAAACUAGAAUCCCAGGUACUGUUAAUUGCCUAGCUCAUACAAUAGAGACAAAUUUGUUUUUCCUGUUUGUGCCUUUGUCCUGCUGCUGGACUUUAGUUGACCCACGUACAGGAUGGCCUUCUGAUGUGUUUCGUGAUCAGAAUCGUUGUCGAAAUUGGCAA
Molecule: messenger RNA, 675 nt
Organism: Protopolystoma xenopodis
Lineage: Eukaryota; Metazoa; Platyhelminthes; Monogenea; Polystomatidea; Polystomatidae
Source: the annotation of a GenBank genome assembly